CAUAACCAGAUAUAAUAGAACUAUCACAUUGUACGGGAGUGCCCCUCUGUUCAGUCGACCAACAUGAUCCUCGCCGUUCUCAUCGCUGCCACAUGCGCGUGUGUAGGAGCUAAGUCGCCAUGGUAUCAGCGGUACGAGCAAUUCUUCACAGAAGUGUUGCCUAGCAACGCCACACUGAACGCGCUAUGGAAGGAGCACGUGGCUUCGUACCAACGUCAGGAGAGAGAUAUUACUUUCUCAAUCCCACACUUUGACUGCCACAUACAAAACGCGCACAGUGGAUAUGCAGCCACUUCCGUCCAUGGCCUACAUCCUGGUGACAUCAAGGUGGUGGCAGCUAUGGGCGAUUCCUUAACUGCUGGUAACGGUAUCCUAGCAACCAAUGUGGUCGGUGACCUUUUGGAAUAUAGAGGUCAUUCGUGGAGUAUUGGUGGCGAUGGUGAACUGGAAGAGGUUCUUACCUUUCCAAACAUUCUGAAGAAGUUCGGUGGGUAUCUGUACGGGUACUCUGAGGGGAUUGCCAAGAGAAACUUGACAGGGGCUAACCUCAACAUCGCCAACCCUGGAGAUGUAGCCGCGAAUAUGCCUGAACAAGCCCAUCUCCUGGUGGCCAGAAUGAGGUCGAGUCCAAACGUUCGCAUCGCUGAUGACUGGAAGGUGGUGACAUUGUUUAUUGGGGGAAAUGACCUGUGCGACUACUGUUCCAACCCGGCACAAUACAGCCCGGACAACUAUGUACGUCACAUCCGGGACGCACUUGACAUCCUGAAGGCCAAUCUCCCAAAGACGUUUGUUAACCUCGUCAGUAUAUUUGAUAUAGCGCCUAUUGCGUCAAUGGAGAAGGGGUUCAUCUGCACCGUAGUGCACGCAUUCGUGUGCGAAUGUGGUGCAGACACAUCGAACGGGCCGAUGUUGAGACAGGUUACACAUGCGUACCAAAAGGGUCUGGAGGAUUUGAUCAACAGUGGCCGUUAUGACACCAAUGAUGACUUCACUGUUGUCAUUCAGCCGUUCUACAAACACACAGAACCGCCAAAACUGGACGUUAAUGGGAAGGUUGACAUGUCCUACUUCAGUCCAGACUGUUUCCAUUUCAACCACAAAGGACAUUUCGCGUCAGCAAUCUCUCUCUGGAACAAUAUGCUGGAGGCGCCCGCCGUUAAGCAAGAGGAGUGGUAUCUGAACCAGCCUUUCCAUUGUCCCACUUUCCAGACCUACAAUCCUUCCGGUUUCUUCACUACCUACAAUAACUGAUCGGAUUUCCAUACAAUAAACUGUAUCUAUCAUUCCAA
Molecule: messenger RNA, 1292 nt
Organism: Mizuhopecten yessoensis (Yesso scallop)
Lineage: Eukaryota; Metazoa; Mollusca; Bivalvia; Pectinida; Pectinidae
Product: phospholipase B1, membrane-associated-like
Exons: 13
Coding region: 64-1254 (396 amino acids)
Biological process (GO): phospholipid metabolic process
Molecular function (GO): glycerophospholipase activity
Source: RefSeq, a predicted model, not a curated record